UCGGCUUGAACCAGACGAGUGUGUUUAGUGCUUUAACAGAAAGCCUUACGAUAAGAUUUUGAAAAGAAAAUGGAAUACUUUGACAACGUCGCUGACUUUUACGCGGGAAAAUCAAUUUUCAUCACUGGUGGCACUGGCUUCCUUGGAAAGGUGUUAAUAGAAAAGCUAUUGUAUAGCUGUCCUAAACUAGAUAAAAUCUACCUUUUGAUACGUGGCAAGAAAAAUGAUACACCAGAAUCCAGGUUACGAAGCAUCUUCGAGCAGCCGAUAUUCAAAAGAUUGAAAGAAGAAAGGUUAGAAGAUCUAAGAAAGAUUAUACCAAUAAUCGGUGAUAUUACUGAAGAAAAUUUGGGAAUUCAAAAAAAUGACGAAAAUAUUAUAGUAGAAAAGGUGGCGAUUGUUAUUCAUGCGGCUGCUACAUUAAGAUUCGUAGAACCUUUACAAAUAGCUAUGAACGUGAACUUCGAAGGAACAAAACGUGUCCUUGAUUUGUGCAAGAAAAUAAAACAAUUAGAGACAUUUGUAUACAUAUCAACUGCGUACACUAACGUGAAUCGGCAAGUCAUAGAGGAAAUAGUUUACCCUCCACCUGCCUCAUACAAACACGUGUAUGACAUAAUAGAAAAGUACGGCGAUGAUACUGCACAGACUAAAAAGUUAUUGGGUGACCUUCCAAAUACGUAUGUGUUUACAAAAGCGUUAGCGGAGAACUAUGUCGCCGAAAAUCAUGGAAAUAUCCCAACUAUCAUAAUUAGACCGUCCAUUGUAACAGGGAGUAAGAAUGAGCCAAUUGAAGGAUGGAUAGACAAUUGGGCAGGGGCAACAGCUCUUAUUACAAUGAUCGCCCUCGGUUUCCUCAGGGUGUUGUUUGGAAAAUUCUCGAAUGUAAUUGACCUGAUUCCUGUUGAUUUCGUCUCGAAUUUAACAAUAGUAGCGGCUGCGAAAUGUAACAGAUCUAAAGAAUUGCGUGUCUACAACUGCAGCAGCAGUGGAACUAACCCUUUACCAUUGGGAAUUUUAUGUAAAACAUUCAUAAAAGAAGCCGUUCAACAUAAAAUAAAUGCCGUACCAUAUCCAACAAUAACAUUUACAAAAAGUUAUUUUAUUGCUAAAAUUAUAAUCUUUUUAACUUCGAUUCUACCGGCGUUUGUACUUGAUUGUUUUCUACAAUUAACAGGGAAGGAAGCAAGGUAUUUAAGGAAACAGAGGAAGAUAAUUAAUUUGUUUUACGUGUUGCAAUACUUCUCGAGUCAUUCAUGGUUAAUACAAUCAACGAAAACUCAAUCUCUCUACGCUUCCUUACCAAAUUCUGACAAAGAGAAAUUUCCAUGCAUCAGUUCUAGUAUAGUAUGGUCGGAAUAUCUGCCUGUUUAUUUUAACGGUAUUAAAACUUAUUUGUUAUGAAUAUUUUAAAUUAAAAAUGGGAUUUUUUGGUAUAAUUU
This is a messenger RNA of Papilio xuthus (Asian swallowtail), 1442 nucleotides long. RefSeq names its product fatty acyl-CoA reductase 1-like. Gene Ontology annotation, molecular function: alcohol-forming very long-chain fatty acyl-CoA reductase (NADP+) activity. The coding region runs from base 70 to 1404 and encodes 444 amino acids. Lineage: Eukaryota; Metazoa; Arthropoda; Insecta; Lepidoptera; Papilionidae. The record is from RefSeq and is a predicted model, not a curated record. The transcript is spliced from 11 exons. Gene Ontology annotation, biological process: long-chain fatty-acyl-CoA metabolic process. Gene Ontology annotation, cellular component: peroxisome.